Messenger RNA from Xiphophorus hellerii (green swordtail), 942 nucleotides. RefSeq names its product ankyrin repeat and sterile alpha motif domain-containing protein 1B-like. The record is from RefSeq and is a predicted model, not a curated record. Gene Ontology annotation, molecular function: ephrin receptor binding. NCBI's taxonomy places the organism in Eukaryota, Metazoa, Chordata, Actinopteri, Cyprinodontiformes, Poeciliidae. Bases 127 to 942 code for a protein of 271 amino acids. Gene Ontology annotation, cellular component: cytosol. The transcript has 8 exons. Gene Ontology annotation, biological process: ephrin receptor signaling pathway.
GUGAUUUGUGUUCAGGUGCGACCGGUGGGCUACGAUGGCAACAACCCCACGUCAGUGGCCGAGUGGCUGGAGUCUCUGGAGCUCGGCGACUACACAAAGUCUUUCCUCGUCAACGGCUACACGUCCAUGGAGCUGGUCAAAAAGAUCUGGGAGAUUGAGCUGAUCAAUGUGUUGAAGAUCAACCUUAUUGGGCACAGAAAGCGGAUCCUGGCAUCACUGGGGGACCGGCUACACGACGACACGCCGCAGAAACCUCCGCGGGCCAUUUCCUUACGGGAGCCUGGAGGAAACCACACUCCUCCCCAGCUCAGCCCCUCGGUAGGCCAGGCAGCGUAUGCGGCGGGGGUCCCCGGCGGAUCUCUGGACGUGCAGCACCUCAUUAUGCAGGCGGACGCGCGGCGCAGGCAGCGCAGCACCGAGAACUACUUUGACGACGUGCCGCGAUCCAAGCUGGAGCGACAGAUGGCUCAAGUCAGCAUGGCUGGCGAAUGGUGCGAGCCGAUCACAUUGCGUCCGCCCAACGAGGCGACAUCCUCCACUCCUGUUCAGUACUGGCAGCAUCAUCCAGAGAAGCUCAUCUUUCAGUCCUGUGACUACGAAGCUUACUACCUGGGCUCCAUGUUGGUGAAGGAGCUGAGAGGGACAGAGUCCACACAAGAUGCCUGCGCUAAAAUGAGGAAGUCGACAGAACAGAUGAAGAAAGUGCCGACCAUCGUCCUCUCCGUGUCCUACAAGGGAGUGAAGUUCAUCGACGCCACCAAUAAGGUAACAGCGGAGCAGAGAGACAACAUAGAUAAGCAGAUUGAGAGACAGCAGAGGUCCGCAGCUCGGAACCACGGGAAAGUCAAGACUCCGCGCCGCCAAGAAAAGGACAAGAUCCGAUUGCCACAGCCCCGGUUCCUGAUUCUACCAUCGACCCUGCCUCCACCCAACGAUCGCUAA